CUAGAUUCAUUAAGGAAUACAAAGAAAAUAUUUAAAGGGAUCAAUAAUGGUGUCUUCUGGUUGCAGAAUGCGAAGUCUGUGGUUUAUCAUUAUAAUCAGCUUCUUACCGAAUACAGAAGGUUUCAGCAGAGCAGCUUUACCAUUUGGGUUAGUUCGUCGAGAAUUAUCCUGUGAAGGUUAUUCUAUAGAUCUGCGAUGUCCGGGCAGUGAUGUUAUUAUGAUUGAGAGCGCUAAUUAUGGUCGGACAGAUGACAAGAUUUGUGAUGCUGACCCAUUUCAGAUGGAGAAUACAGACUGCUACCUCCCAGAUGCCUUCAAAAUUAUGACUCAAAGGUGCAACAAUCGAACACAGUGUAUAGUAGUUACUGGGUCAGAUGUAUUUCCUGAUCCAUGUCCCGGAACAUACAAAUAUCUUGAGGUCCAGUAUGAAUGUGUCCCUUACAUGGAGCAAAAAGUUUUUGUGUGCCCUGGGACCUUGAAAGCAAUUGUGGACUCACCAUGUAUAUAUGAAGCUGAACAAAAGGCAGGUGCUUGGUGCAAGGACCCUCUUCAGGCUGCAGAUAAAAUUUAUUUCAUGCCCUGGACUCCCUAUCGUACUGAUACUUUAAUAGAAUAUGCAUCUUUAGAAGAUUUCCAAAACAGUCGCCAAACAACAACCUAUAAACUUCCAAAUCGAGUAGAUGGUACUGGAUUUGUGGUAUAUGAUGGUGCUGUCUUCUUUAACAAAGAAAGAACAAGGAAUAUUGUGAAAUUUGACUUGAGGACUAGAAUUAAGAGUGGAGAGGCCAUAAUUAACUAUGCUAACUAUCAUGAUACUUCACCAUAUAGAUGGGGAGGAAAAACUGAUAUUGACCUAGCAGUUGAUGAAAAUGGCUUAUGGGUCAUUUAUGCCACUGAGCAGAACAAUGGAAUGAUAGUUAUUAGCCAACUGAAUCCAUACACUCUUCGAUUUGAAGCAACGUGGGAGACUGUGUAUGACAAACGAGCUGCCUCAAAUGCUUUUAUGAUCUGUGGAGUCCUUUAUGUGGUCAGAUCAGUUUAUCAAGACAAUGAGAGUGAAACAGGCAAGAAUGCAAUUGAUUAUAUUUACAAUACCCGAUUAAACCGAGGAGAAUAUGUAGAUGUUCCCUUCCCCAACCAGUACCAGUAUAUUGCUGCAGUGGAUUACAAUCCGAGAGAUAACCAACUCUAUGUGUGGAACAAUAACUUCAUUUUACGAUAUUCUCUGGAGUUUGGUCCACCUGAUCCUGCCCAAGUGCCUACCACAGCUGUGACAAUAACUUCUUCAGCUGAGAUGUUCAAAACCACAGUAUCAACCACAAGCACUACUUCACAGAAAGGCCCCAUGAGCACAACUGUAGCUGGAUCGCAGGAAGGAAGCAAAGGGACAAAAGCACCUCCAGCAGUUUCUACAACCAAAAUUCCUCCUGUAACAAAUAUUUUUCCCCUGCCAGAGAGAUUCUGCGAAGCAUUAGACGCGAGGGGGAUAAGGUGGCCUCAGACACAAAGGGGAAUGAUGGUUGAACGACCGUGUCCCAAGGGAACGAGAGGAACUGCCUCGUAUCUCUGCGUGCUUUCCACUGGAACAUGGAACCCUAAGGGCCCUGAUCUUAGCAACUGUACCUCACACUGGGUAAAUCAGCUGGCUCAGAAGAUUAGAAGCGGAGAAAAUGCUGCUAGCCUUGCCAAUGAACUGGCUAAACAUACCAAAGGGCCAGUGUUUGCUGGUGAUGUGAGUUCUUCAGUGAGAUUGAUGGAGCAGUUGGUGGACAUUCUUGAUGCACAGCUGCAGGAACUGAAACCUAGUGAAAAGGAUUCAGCUGGACGGAGUUAUAACAAGCUCCAAAAACGAGAGAAGACAUGCAGGGCUUACCUUAAGGCAAUUGUUGAUACAGUGGACAAUCUUCUGAGACCUGAAGCUUUGGAAUCAUGGAAGCACAUGAAUUCUUCUGAACAAGCACAUACUGCAACGAUGUUGCUGGAUACAUUGGAAGAAGGAGCGUUUGUCCUGGCUGACAAUCUCGUAGAACCAACCAGGGUGUCAAUGCCCACAGAAAAUAUUGUUCUGGAAGUUGCAGUACUCAGUACAGAAGGACAGGUCCAAGACUUUAAAUUUCCUCUUGGCAUCAAAGGAGGAGGCAGCUCAAUCCAACUCUCUGCAAAUACUGUUAAACAGAACAGCAGGAAUGGUCUUGCAAAGUUGGUGUUCAUCAUUUACCGGAGUCUGGGACAGUUCCUUAGUACCGAAAACGCAACCAUAAAACUGGGUGCUGACUUUAUUGGUCGAAAUAGCACCAUUGCAGUGAAUUCUCACGUCAUUUCAGUUUCAAUCAAUAAAGAAUCCAGCCGAGUAUACUUGACAGAUCCUGUGCUUUUUACCCUACCACACAUUGAUCCUGACAAUUAUUUCAAUGCAAACUGCUCCUUCUGGAACUACUCGGAGAGAACUAUGAUGGGAUAUUGGUCUACCCAGGGCUGCAAGCUGGUUGACACUAAUAAAACUCGUACAACGUGUGCAUGCAGCCACCUAACCAAUUUUGCAAUUCUCAUGGCCCACAGGGAAAUUGCAUACAAAGAUGGAGUUCACGAAUUACUCCUUACAGUCAUCACCUGGGUGGGAAUUGUCAUUUCCCUUGUUUGUCUGGCUAUCUGCAUCUUCACUUUCUGCUUUUUCCGUGGUCUACAGAGUGACCGUAAUACCAUUCACAAGAACCUUUGUAUCAACCUUUUUAUUGCUGAAUUUAUUUUCCUAAUAGGCAUUGAUAAGACAAAAUACAUGAUUGCAUGCCCAAUAUUUGCAGGACUAUUACACUUUUUCUUUUUGGCUGCUUUUGCUUGGAUGUGUCUAGAAGGUGUACAGCUCUAUCUAAUGUUAGUUGAAGUCUUUGAAAGUGAAUAUUCAAGAAAGAAAUACUACUAUGUUGCUGGUUACUUGUUUCCUGCCACAGUGGUUGGAGUUUCAGCUGCUAUUGACUAUAAGAGCUAUGGAACAGAAAAAGCUUGCUGGCUUCAUGUUGAUAACUAUUUUAUAUGGAGUUUCAUUGGACCUGUUACCUUCAUUAUUCUGCUAAAUAUUAUUUUUCUGGUGAUCACAUUAUGCAAAAUGGUGAAGCACUCAAACACAUUAAAACCAGAUUCUAGCAGGUUGGAAAACAUUAAUAAUUACCGUGUUUGUGAUGGCUACUAUAAUACGGACUUACCUGGCUAUGAAGAUAAUAAGCCAUUUAUCAAGUCUUGGGUGCUUGGCGCAUUUGCUCUUCUAUGUCUUCUUGGCCUAACCUGGUCAUUUGGGUUGCUUUUUAUUAAUGAGGAGACUAUUGUGAUGGCAUAUCUCUUCACCAUCUUUAAUGCUUUCCAGGGAGUGUUCAUUUUCAUCUUUCACUGUGCCCUCCAAAAGAAAGUACGAAAAGAAUAUGGCAAGUGCUUCAGACAUUCAUAUUGCUGCAGCGGCCUCCCGACUGAGAGUCCCCACAGCUCAGUGAAGGCAUCCACCACCAGAACCAGUGCUCGCUAUUCCUCUGGCACACAGAGUCGUAUAAGAAGGAUGUGGAAUGACACUGUGAGAAAACAAUCUGAAUCUUCUUUUAUCUCAGGUGACAUCAAUAGCACUUCAACACUUAAUCAAGGAAUGACUGGCAAUUACCUACUAACAAACCCUCUUCUUCGACCCCACGGCACUAACAACCCCUAUAACACAUUGCUCGCUGAAACAGUUGUAUGUAAUGCCCCUUCAGCUCCUGUGUUUAACUCACCAGGACAUUCACUGAACAAUGCCAGGGAUACAAGUGCCAUGGAUACUCUACCGCUAAAUGGUAAUUUUAACAACAGCUACUCACUGCGCAAGGGGGACUAUAAUGACAGCGUGCAGGUUGUGGACUGUGGACUAAGUCUGAAUGAUACCGCUUUUGAGAAGAUGAUCAUUUCAGAAUUAGUGCACAACAACCUACGGGGCAGCAGCAAGGCUCACAACCUCGAGCUCACACUACCAGUCAAGCCUGUGAUUGGAGGGAGCAGCAGCGAAGAUGAUGCUAUUGUGGCAGAUGCUUCAUCUCUAAUGCAUGGUGACAAUCCUGGACUGGAGCUCCAUCACAAAGAACUCGAGGCCCCACUCAUCCCUCAGAGGACUCACUCCCUUCUGUACCAACCCCAGAAGAAAGCGAAGCCCGAGGGGACUGACAGUUACGUAUCCCAGCUGACAGCCGAGGCCGAGGACCAUCUCCAGUCCCCCAACAGAGACUCCCUGUACACAAGCAUGCCCAACCUUAGGGACUCUCCCUAUCAGGAGAGCAGCCCCGACAUGGAAGAAGACCUGUCUCCAUCCCGGAGGAGUGAGAACGAGGACAUCUACUAUAAGAGCAUGCCAAACCUUGGAGCUGGCCACCAGCUUCAGAUGUGCUACCAGAUCAGCAGGGGCAAUAGCGAUGGUUACAUAAUCCCCAUUAACAAAGAAGGGUGUAUUCCAGAAGGAGACGUCAGAGAAGGACAAAUGCAGCUGGUGACAAGUCUCUAAUAGUGCCACUAAGGAAUUCCAGAGGCCACAUGCAAGUAGUGAAUACAGACAGACUCCAUUGGCCCUAUGCAGCUCCCUCAAACUCCACGUGAAGCGAUGGCCCUGUUGACCUGUGGUUCUCCAGUGUAAAAAAAAAAAAAAAAACGAUGACUGAACCUUGCAGUUCUGUGAAUUUUUAUAAAACAUAAAAAAACUUUGUAUAUACACAGAGUAUACUAAAAUGAAUUAUUUGUUACAAAGAAAAGAGAUGCCAACCAGGUAUUUUAAGAUUCUGCUGCUGUUUAGAGAAAUUGUGACACAAGCAAAACAGAACUUUCCAGCCAUUUUACUGCAGCAGUUUGUGAACUAAAUUUGUAAAUAUGGCUGCACCAUUUUUGUAGGCCUGCAUUGUAUUAUAUACAAGGCGUAGGCUUUAAAAUCCUGUGGGACAAAUUUACUGUACCUUACUGUUCCUGACAAGACUUGGAAAAGCAGGAGAGAUAUUCUGCAGCAGUUUGCAGUUGACUGCAAACCUUUUACA
Messenger RNA from Budorcas taxicolor (takin), 5030 nucleotides. RefSeq names its product adhesion G protein-coupled receptor L2 (gene ADGRL2). The coding region runs from base 47 to 4510 and encodes 1487 amino acids. The transcript has 24 exons. Gene Ontology annotation, biological process: brain development; cell surface receptor signaling pathway; adenylate cyclase-activating G protein-coupled receptor signaling pathway. Gene Ontology annotation, molecular function: carbohydrate binding; G protein-coupled receptor activity. Gene Ontology annotation, cellular component: membrane; neuron projection. Lineage: Eukaryota; Metazoa; Chordata; Mammalia; Artiodactyla; Bovidae. The record is from RefSeq and is a predicted model, not a curated record.